AUGGCCGCACCAGAUACCUCCAACAUCUUGGAAGUAAUCACCAACUUCGUUGACACCUUCCUCCAGCAAGACUCCUGCUUUCCGCAGCUGGCGGACACGCUGAAGCUGUCGCAAGGCGUCUCAAUAUCGGGCCUUCAAGAUGUCGACUACCCGAAUCUGGAAGAGUUUGGGAACUCCCUUAAAACUCUAUCACAGUUCGUUGGUCUCAAAAAUAUUCCUCUACCAAAGAUGCUUAUUGAUCAAUUUGGACAAAUGGUUCAACGUUGUGAGAUGGGCAUAUUCACCGAAAUUGGCCGAGCAUGGCUUGCCAUUGACACCAACAUUUAUUUGUGGAAGUACGACACGGGGACAGAUGUAGCGUACUACGAUGCAUUAUCUCGUCUGAUCACCAACGUUGGUUUUGUCAAGCCUAGAGAAGGUGUUUUCAAGUCACACAUCAAAUACAUCUUGGUUUUAGUGACGUUUGACGAGAUCACUUUACUAGGAAUCACAUUUAGCGAUAUCGACAAUGCCGACGAUAUGGGCGAUCUUCUCGUCAUUCCUGAGCCAAUCUUUACAAUUCCAACUGAUAACAUUGAGAUUAAAGUCAUCAAAGGCACCGAGGACGGAAGAAUAUUUCUCGGUGGAAGCGAUGGCUGUCUUUAUGAGAUCACUUACCAGGCUGAUAACGGCUGGUUCGGAAGAAAGUGCCGAAAGAUCAAUCACUCCACUAGCGCAUUUUCAUUUUUAGUUCCGAAAAUUCUCAAGACUUAUAAUACUUCUGUCAUUGUUCAAAUUGAAGUGGACAAAACACGAAAUGUUCUUUUCACCUUAAGCGAAGAAGGCGAUAUUGAAGUUUUCGAUCUAGGAACUGAUGGCAAAUCGGCCUCUCGCGUAUUCUACAAAAGUGUCAGCUCCAUAGCGAAGGAAGCGCAGUCAGUUGCGCGUACCAUUGACGAGGUGAACUUCAAGAAGAUUGUCUCAAUCAAUGCCAUUGAAGAGUCUGAGUCAAUUCACAUCAACCUGGUGGCGGUCACGCAAACCGGUGUACGGCUCUACUUUACAACCACGGCCCUAAAUUCACCCGAGAUGCGUCCCUUUUCACUGACACUGAUGCACAUCAGACUGCCGCCUGGAUUCGCCGCAUCCUCACUCUCCCAUCGACCUAGUUCAGUUCACAUGUCCUACUACAAGCGGGGAAAUUUCAUCUUCAUCUCAUCCUUUGAUAACAAAGACACCCUCUGGGCGCUCAGCAACGAUACCUUCGCCUUCAACACCGAGCUGAGCGAGCUUUUCUCCAUCAUUCCACUGAACAAUAAGAUCUGGUCAAUGGCAGAAGAGGCCAAGGUGGUCGAAUUUAAGCCAUAUCAAUGUGUGUUUGUUAAGAACAAAACUUUUGCUCUGGAGGCGCCGUCGACUGUCACGCAGCACAUUGAAGCGCCGAAAAAGUUUGUCUUUCUCACCACACAGGGCGUCAUUGUUGGCUACAAGCCUCGCAUUGUCGACCAGCUAAAGCAACUUCUAAUGGAGAACCAGGGCUAUGAUAAUGAAGCUGUAAAGUCCUUCUUCCUGCUGCACAGCUCACCACAGACCAAUGCCUGUGCUGUUGCGCUGAUCAUUGCCUGCGACUCGCAUCCCCCAGGCGAAGAAAGGCUGAUUGAGUGGGCCACAUCGGCGUUCUUCCACUAUGGAAGCGAUCCAAUUGUUCCCUCGGCGGCGUACAAUCAACAUAUUCAGGCGCUUCAAGCAAACAAACCAGUUGUCUCCACGCCAAACUCGAACCCAACUUCGCCGGGUGGUGAUGGUAGCAACUUUAUGCUGUCUCCCGGAAUGAGCAUUCCACGCUCGACGGACACAUCCUUCGCACUCAGUCCCAUCAGGCAGCAGUAUGUCCAGAAUAUGUCGCCGCAGACAACGCCUCAAAUGCAGGCUCAGAAUCCAAACUUCAUUGUCCACCCUAAUGUACAGUUGCCGAGCUAUUCGCUCAAAUGCCGUGGUUUGUUUAUCUACUUUUCGCGCAUCAUUCGGCCCAUCUGGAAGUUGAAAACCGUGAGCAUCAAAGUUACCGUUUCACCGGAAGGUGCAACCAAAGAGCACCUGGCAAGUAAUAUCUCCAUUGAUGAGAUCAAAGUCUACCUCCUUCGCCUUUCAUCACUGUGCAACUUUCUGCGGAGCAAUAUGAAGUUUUCUCAGCCCGAGUCGGACAAGUACCACACCAACCUGACGCGCUCUCCCUUUGUUUUUGGCGACAUUCAGGCCACUGAACGGCAGUUGAUUUUUGGCUUGUUCAAUCUGAUACAGCACUGCGUGGAGGUGCUCAAUCUCUGGAAGCUGCUCUGCGUGCAUCAGUUUCACGUUAUCGUCUCGACGCUGCUCAAGGAUAAGCAGACCCAGCUGUCGAACAUGACCUUCCAGGAGUUGAUUGUCUUUGGAAGUGAGAUGACGACCAUUCUUGCCAGUGCUCUGGUGCGUCGCUUCAUCGAGGACAACUCUACCACCGAUAUCAUCAACAAACGGCUGCAGGACCUGUGUCCGUCGAUUUACAAAAAUGAAAACGCUCUCCACGCCAAGGCCCAUGAGAUGGUGAUUAAGGCAAGGUCGCUGACUAAUGAAAACGACCGAAAGGUGCUCCUGGAGAAUGCACUAGAGCUGUGCAAGAAGAUUGGCGCUCGAAUCAACCUGGCGGCCAUUUGCGAGCUCUUCCAGACCGUUCACUGGUACGAGGCCAUCGUCGACAUCUGCCUGACCACUGCCCAGAACUGUGAUCCACAAAAUAUUGCCCUUCACUACUACAAGAACAAGGAGCACAUGGACGACCAGCAGGGCAAGAUGGCGUUCAACGCUCGUCUGGAGUGCUUCAACCUGCUGCUGGAAAUUUACGGCCGCCUGUGCCAGCAGAGUAAGGCAGUGCUCAGCCCUCGAACGCCUGACCCUUCGCAAAGCUUCCUGACGCCGGACGCGGCCAAGGCGCACGCCAACACCAUUCUCCGUCUGGCCACGCAGUCCAGUGAUGAACUGUUUCACUAUACACUGUACAACUGGCUCUAUGAACACGGGCAGAAUGACAAGCUGCUGGAGAUUAAGUCUUCCUAUCUGGAGAACUUCCUCAAGGAGAAGACCACCGAGCUGCAGGAUUCAAUUGCCCUGAUGGACUUUCUGUGGAUGUUCUACGAGCGCAACGGGCACUUCAACGCGGCGGCGCAAAUCUUGUCCAAGCUGGCCGACCAGCAGAGCACUGACAUCAGUCUGGUCAAGCGGAUUGAGUACCUCUCGCGAGCCAUUGUUUGCAUGAAGAGCCUGGACACUCGGCUGAUGGGCGCCUCCUUUGGAAAGCUCAACUCUGCCGGCGAGUUUCUGCACAUUCUCGAGGAGAAGAUGGAAGUGGCGCGCAUUCAGAUGCAGCUGCUGGACAGCAUUGAGAAGCUUCCACAGCCGCAGCACUACGAGGACGCCAUUAGAGUGCUCAACUCAAGUUUGCAUAAUGUGACUACGCUGUACAAGGACUUUGCCGAGCCGUUUCAGCUGUUCGAGUGCCAGCUCAAAAUUUUGCAUUGCGCUGGCCAUGAAGAUUUGAAUCUAAUUGAGAAUAUCUGGCGAAACAUCAUUGACAAGGAGCUGAUGCUGGUGGCGAACAAGGAGCCUGAAACGCAGAAGAACCUGCUGAAGAAUAAGAUUCGAGAACUGGGUAGUCUGUACCUUAAUACGGACAAAUACUUUCCUAUCGAAUUGAUCAUCAACAUCCUGGAAACGGCCACUCAGUCCAGCUCUUUUGAGCCGUAUUGGCUGGCAGAAACACUGCUUGAGCUAAACAUGCGACUAGUUGAGCUCUUUGAGAUUUACCACAAAAUCUACAAGGCGCGCGUCUAUGGAGCAACACUUGACCCGAUUCAUCUACUGCAAAUCCUCAUCUAUCUCAUCAAUCAACUUGGACACUGCCACAUGAGCUCAUCUGAACGAGACUACUUCAUGUCCAAAUCACUGGACGUUAUUUCUGGGUACCUUAUAGAUUGUAAAACAUUUGACAUCAAUGACCCUCGCGUGAAGACCAUCAACUCUGAACUAAACAAAACCCGAUUGUUUUUGGAGCGCUCGACAAAAUCAAUGUACUAA
Molecule: messenger RNA, 4089 nt
Organism: Rhagoletis zephyria (snowberry fruit fly)
Lineage: Eukaryota; Metazoa; Arthropoda; Insecta; Diptera; Tephritidae
Source: RefSeq, a predicted model, not a curated record